This is a messenger RNA of Phycodurus eques (leafy seadragon), 666 nucleotides long. RefSeq lists its product as uncharacterized. Bases 1 to 666 code for a protein of 221 amino acids. NCBI's taxonomy places the organism in Eukaryota, Metazoa, Chordata, Actinopteri, Syngnathiformes, Syngnathidae. The transcript has 4 exons. The record is from RefSeq and is a predicted model, not a curated record.
AUGAGUGACACACUGAGACCUCCUUCCCUCCAAGUGAGCGUUCCAAACGAUGCACCGGUAUAUACCGACGGAGCUAACAACACCGUGUCAGAUUGCUCCAUGAGAUCCAGCUCCUCGACUCCGACGCUCCGCCGCAAACGCUUCAAGAUGCGUCGCAUGAGAAAUGUCCCCAGUGAGAGAGGGCUGGAAAGGGGACAGCUGAGCAGCGGUCACCUCAAGGGGCGUUCGCACUCUGGCUCCAAGGAAUACCUUCAGCUGCCAUCCAUUGAGAUCACCCCAUCCAGUGAUGAAGAUGCUCCCUCUUCGUGGUCUAGCUGCUCUACGCCCAGUGCCUCUCCACGACGGAAGCGUUUCCUGUUGAGGAAAUGGCUGAAAGUCAGAGAGAAGAAGGAGCAAGGCAGUGAGAGCAGCAGCCAACAGAGCAGCCAGCAAAGCAGCCAACAAAGUAGCCAUGAAGAUGACACCACUCGCUUCUUGACUCCAUUCAUCAGAGAGGAGAGGUCUAACAGUGCAGCUGACAAAAUCAGGGUAGAUAUGUCCGAAAAUGAUGAAUCUGGCGAUGCUCACAACCUAGUUUCAUCUGCCUUGCUGCCCAUCGACGGGAAGGGGAGGAAGAGUGAAGGAGAGGAGCAGUGGGGGAUGAAAGGAGGUGAAGGACCACCCUGA